AUGGCCACCACUCUCGGGCAACCUCCCUUUUUCACCUACUUCGCUUGGGACAGCUCCUCCAAUGCAGCUCAAUUGGAAGGCGCUAUGAAUGGCUUAUUCCAGGCCGGUGGUCCAGACACUCCAGCAGCAAGUGCCGCUGUACUCUUCCUAUUCCAGCAUAUCGCUUCAAUGUUGCUUUUCCGCCUCCUGCGAUUUUACCUCACUGCGAGCUUCAUCUUCGUAUUGUCCAGAGACAUUGCUAAGUUGUUUGACAACUCUGUUGAGCCCGCUAAUGUCAAGGCCGUUACUAAGCAGAUCGAAGUUGUCUAA
Messenger RNA from Talaromyces amestolkiae, 309 nucleotides. RefSeq lists its product as uncharacterized. Lineage: Eukaryota; Fungi; Ascomycota; Eurotiomycetes; Eurotiales; Trichocomaceae. The record is from RefSeq and is a predicted model, not a curated record. The transcript is spliced from 2 exons. Bases 1 to 309 code for a protein of 102 amino acids.